Molecule: messenger RNA, 1401 nt
Organism: Suillus bovinus
Lineage: Eukaryota; Fungi; Basidiomycota; Agaricomycetes; Boletales; Suillaceae
Exons: 5
Coding region: 1-1401 (466 amino acids)
Source: RefSeq, a predicted model, not a curated record
AUGUCCAAUCCUCCUCUGACGAUCACACCCCCCACAAUUGCACCUUCUAGCACUCCCCCAACGCCAGCAACUACGCCGCCUACUACUACAUCGUCGUCUUCUACUCCGACGACUACACCCAGCAGUACUACUCCUCCUUCUUCGUCGACCUCGCCGACCAGUGCUACUAGUACGACCUCAGCCUCGUCCGCGACGUCAACAAGCAGUUCUUCUUUGACGAGCUCUUCAAGCACCCAGACCAGCAGUUCUGCCUCGACUACUGCUCCUCCCACAGUAACAACAACAUCACCAACACCCACUCUUACUCCGUCUGCUUACACAUCAACCAGCGACGGUGUUGUAGUUACCAUUAUUACCUCCGUGACUGAAAAUGCCACUCCUUCUUCAACGUCCUCUGAUAAUGCUGCCACUACACCCAACUCGUUCUUCUCAAAUACUGGGGCUGUUGCCGGUGUGUUUACCGUCGUUGGUCUGAUCGUUGUUGCGAUUUUCAUCGCACUUGUGACGAACGCCGUUCGCCGUCGUCGUGCUCGGAAGUUUGACAGGGACGUUGCGGAAGCAGCCGCAGAGGCGGCUGCCUCUUCGCGUUCGCCGUUCGAUGAUUACACAUACUCUAACAAUGGCGGUUCGGGCGGCGGCGGCGGCGGAUAUCCCUACUCCGACACCACCCACGGGACUUUUACCCAGGCUCCGAUGGGUCUUCCCAAUGACACAUAUGGUAUGAGUGAGAUGACGCAGUAUGAUCCGUAUGCAGCUGGAGCAGUAUCUCUCGCCACCGCUGACGUGGGAAGGGCUCGGAGUAGGCAUGACAGUGAAACCCAGCGUACACCAGGUAUCGCUGGCGUUGGUGCAGGCAACCUUGCUCGUGAGCCAAGUCGCAGGACCCCAUACCAUGCUUUCGCUGGUCCUGGCCCACAGCCCCACGAGAUGUUGGAUCACACCCCUAGUGGGCGAUUCAGACCUCGCGGUAUGGAUUUGCUUGAAGGCGCUGGUCUGGCGGGAACUGGAGUUGCCGCCAUGACCGCUGCGAACAAUGGAGCAUAUAUUAACCGCCGGCCUUCGGAAUAUACCCGUCAGACACAUGGAAGUAUGCGCUCGCAGGGGCACUCGUCGAACGAGAACUAUGCUAUGCCCCUCCAGCCUGUAUACCAGCCACCCCCGCGGAAUGAUAGCCAGUUCGCAGAUGCAUAUACCGGGUUUGUUAAUGCACCAUCUCCUCAGCCUCUGAUGAAUCCUGGCGUUCCUAUUCCUCAUGAGACUUCCCCGUCGCCACCCCCUGGUCAGUCUCACGGUCUUGUCGAGGGAGAAGAUUACCACGAGGAUGGUCCUCCGCGUAUGAGUUACGCUGACGACGAGGAUUACGGUCAACACAACCGUGUACUCAGGGUUGCAAAUGAGUAG